GUAUGUGUUUGUAAAAUUUUUUUUUUACAUUUUUUUUCGAUUGUGAUGUUAUAAUUUCAAUGAUAAAAAAAAUUCAAAAUGAUUCUAUUAAACAAUCACAUAAUUCUAGGCCCUUGCCUAGCGUUUUUUAUCAUCACAAUAUGUUUGCAAUUAUGUCAUACACAAAUAGCUAAUAAUGCUGGAUUAAAAACUGCAUCCGGCCAAAGUUCAAUCAAUAUACAAAGUAUACGAAGUGGUUCAGAUUUAAAUCGAGCUCCACAAUACAUUCCAGGUAAUCGGCGACCAUUAGAACAACAGGGACCAAUAACAAUGGGUGAUCUACAACGAUUCCGUACCGAAUUAAUGUAUCCAUUUAAUCAACAAGAUUUUCUUGAAAUUACAUCCAGUAAAUCUUUUCAUGAUCAGCCAUUACAAUUUCAGAUGCCAUUUUUUGGUUUCCGUUACACUUAUGUUUGGAUUCAAAGAGAUGGCUAUCUAGCAUUCAGUCAAGGACAAUUAUCAUAUAAUUUUCCUAUAAAAUUCCCAUAUGCACCGCCAAACAAACAGAGCAAAGGUCAUGAUCCGGCAAUUAUUGCACCAUUUUUUGCAAUGCAAGAAGUUGAACCAAGAGCUCCUCAAGGUGGUAUCUAUCUUCGUGUGGUUGAUUUGACAAAAGAAUCCAAUUAUACAUUACGUGAUCGUAUAUAUGCUGAUUUUCGUGAAGGAAUGAUUGGUGCUUCGAAUUUUCAUCCAAAAUUUGCCAUGAUUAUUACAUGGCAAAAUAUGACUUAUACAAAUCGUGCUCCGGAUUUUGAACGAGUCACUAACAGCUAUCAGGUUGUAUUGGCCACGGACGAAGUACGUACAUUUGCCAUGUUUAAUUAUGAACAUAUCGGAUGGAUCGCACCCUAUUUCGAAGGUAAAAAAGGACCACCAGCUUAUGUUGGUUUCAAUGCUGGCAACAGUACUAGAACAUAUGAAUUUGUUCCAUAUUCACAAAAUGCACGUAUUUCAUAUCUUCCAAGCCGAGGUUUUGGCAACAAUCUUGAAGGACGAUAUUUUUUUCAAAUUGAUGAAGAAAUCUGGUCUGGUGCUUGUGUAGAAAAAGAAUUAGAUCCUAAUCUACCUAGUCGAUUGCCAUUAUCAUUUUUUCCAAAAGUCGGUAAUAUGCUUGGUGGUACACUGGUCAAUGUAACUGGACCUUGUUACAGUCCUGAAGAUAUUAUUGAAUGUAUGUUUGAAAAUUGGCCAACCAAAGGUGUUUACAUCGAUAAAAAUCGUGUCAGUUGCAUUUCACCACCUGUCAUGUAUCAUGGCUAUGUUGAUUUAACAGUACGAGUAAAUGGCAUUAUUGACUUUUAUGGUCGAUUUUAUAUUCAGCCACCAGAUAUUGCACAUGAUGAUAUUUCUAUUGUAGCCGAUGGUGAUCGUCAAGAAGAUCCAGUAGAAAUUGAAAUCAAAUGGAAAUCCGAAAGAUUAACAUUGGAUCCACGAGCAAUUGGACAAUUAUCAUUGUGGGGUUAUCGUGAAACCGAAAAAGUCUAUCCAUCACUGACCUAUAUCGAUCUAUUAGUUGAUGGUAUCAAUUUACAGGAUGCUAAAUAUGUUUUGGAUGUUCAACAAUUUCGAACCCGAUACAAUCCAUCAGUAUCGGAUAUUACAUUUGGCUUUUUAGCAUUGAAUAUUACAAAUCCAGAUCAAGUUUUUGGUUUAGAUCUAAGAAAAUCUCCAAUAAUCUGGUCAAGAGCUAUGCCGCUAGCAUGGUAUUUUAAGAAACAAUGGGAAAAAGAAUUUGGUUCAAAUGGAAAAUGGAAAACCUACAUGUGUAACAAAUGGUUUGAUCGUGAAACAUAUCUUGAUUAUUUUGCUACAACCGUUUUCCGUUGUCCAUGUACAAUGCGACAAGCACAAUUGGAUCGUGGCCAUUUUUCACCAGAUCUUCAAUGUAAUGUUAUCGAUCGUAAAUGUGAUACAUUUCAUCGUGGUGCAUUACAUUGUGUUAAAACUGGAAGACCUUCUAUUGGUGGGUCUGGACAAACUUGUUGUUAUGAUGAAACAGGUGAACUUUUACAAACAGCCGAUACAAUGUAUGGUGGACGACCGUCACGUGCCUAUGUUUAUGGUAAACAUCCAUUCAAAUCACAAAUGAUGAUACCAGUGUUGUCGGAAUAUUUCCAUGAUGUUGUACCAUUCUUUUUCUGUUGUAAAUGGCAAGCUGAAGAAGAUAAUGCCCAAACCUGUCAAAUGUAUAAUUAUUGGCGUACAUCACAAGAUUGUUCUUCGUAUCAACCACCAUCCGUUGCAUCGGUUUUUGGUGAUCCACAUCUAAUAACAUUCGAUCAAUUUAAUUAUACAUUUAAUGGCAAAGGUGAAUAUACAUUAGCUCGUGUUCAAAAUCCAAUGUAUCGAUUCGAGCUACAAGGUCGUUUUGAACAACUACCAUCACCGGACAAUUAUUCACCGAUGCCUAAUGCAACAUUUUUAGGUGCCAUUGCUGUCAAAGAUAAUGUAUCAUCAACAGUAGAAUUCCGUAUACGUCCAUUGGCUGCAAGUUGGCGUUAUCAAAUGUAUGUUAUUGUCGAUAAAGAAUACGUAUUUUGGUGGGAUGAUUCAAUGCGUGUACAGAAUUUCUAUGGUGUUACAUUAUUUCAACCGGCUGGUAUUAAAAAUAUGUCACAUAUUAUUGCCAUGUUUGAUUCUGGUGCUGGUGUUGAAGUUAUGGCCAACAAAGGUCGUAUGACUGUUCAUGUUUAUGCACCAUAUUCAUUUAUGAAUAGUACAUCUGGUUUGCUUGGAAAUUAUUCUAGAGUACAGCAUGAUGAUUUUGUACUACCUAAUCAACAAUAUCUUCCUAUUGAUAGUGCAUCCGAAGUAUUGUAUCGAGAAUUAUCUAGGGUGUAUCGUGUACUGGAAAAAGUAACACCAAACGAUAUUAAUCAACAGCCAACAUUAUUUUUUCAUGAUUCUGUGCCAUAUUCCUAUUAUGAUGGGAUAAAUUUCAAACCAGAAUUUAAUCCACAAUUACCAUCAUAUGCAAGACAUUUGGAAGCAGAUAUGAUCAAUGUUUGUACUGAUUCAAGCUCUUGUCGUUAUGAUUUCAUUACAACAUUGAGUAGAGAAUAUGCUACAUUGACCAAAGAAGAAGAAACAGCAUCAGCUAACCUGGCUAAAGAAGCACAAAGAAUGGAAAUCCGUUGUCCAGCAUUACCUAAACCAUUACAUGGAAGAAAAUCUGAAAAUCGUUAUUGGCCAGGUAUAAUUGUACGAUUUAGUUGCAAUGAUGGCUAUCGUUUAGUUGGUUAUGAAGCUCGUCGAUGUAGAGAAGAUGGCCUAUGGUCUUGGGGUGAAGAUCCAGAAUGUAUUAGCCAUGCAGCUUAUAUUGGCCAAAUUGCUGGCAUUGGUUUUGGAAUAUUAGUACCAAUAUUGAUUCUAUUGAUUAUAAUUGUAUUAUUUGUUGUAUUAAGUCGUCGUGAUAAUGAUCAUGAAGGUACAUAUGAUACACAUGAAGAUGGUGAUGAUGUACAUAUGCCUGAAGCUGAUGAAUUGACACCAAGCGAAAAAAAUGAACAUAAUUCAUUUGAUAAUGAUCAACAUUGAUAAACAAUUUAAAUAAAAAAUACUAUCAAUAUCCAUUCAAACAUUAAAAACAAAACAAAACAAAACAAAAAAUUCACAUCAUCAUUCAUCAUUCAUUAAAUUCACCAAAAAAAAAAAAAUAAAAAUAAAUAAUUAUAUCACUAAAUACACCCACCAAUCAUAGAAAUAUCCAUUGAAAGACAAAAAAAAAACAUCACCUCUACUUUCGCUCUCACAUAUAUAUUCAAUUAUUA
Molecule: messenger RNA, 3809 nt
Organism: Dermatophagoides farinae (American house dust mite)
Lineage: Eukaryota; Metazoa; Arthropoda; Arachnida; Sarcoptiformes; Pyroglyphidae
Product: protein mesh
Biological process (GO): cell-matrix adhesion
Source: RefSeq, a predicted model, not a curated record